AUAAUAAACCUAAAGCUUCAAGACUUCAACACAAAGAGAGGAGUAAAAGAUGUGCAAAGGCGUUAAAGAAGAAGAGAGAAGAGGAGAUGAAGGAGGAUGCCAGAGACUUUGCACGGAGAGUCCAAGAGCUCCGGUGAGCUGUGAGCUUUGCGGCAAGGACGCAGCCGUGUAUUGUGAGGCAGAUGCGGCUUUCCUUUGUAUGAAAUGUGACACAUGGGUCCAUUCUGCUAAUUUUCUUGCUCGGAGACAUCUCCGGAGCGUGAUCUGCUCGAGCUGUCGGAAGUUAACUCGUCGUUGUCUUGUCGGAGAUAAGUUUAAUGUUGUUUUACCGGAGAUAAGGACGAUGGUACGAGGUGAAGAAGAUAGUAGUGAUCACAAAGUCCCCUUUGUGUUUCUCUGAUUUUGUUUUGUUCUUCUUCGUAAUUAAGGUUAAAUCUUGAUAGGAUUUAUGUAAUAUUUAUUCUUAUAAAAAAAAUAUUGUUGGAAAAUUAAAUUCUUAA
This is a messenger RNA of Capsella rubella, 500 nucleotides long. RefSeq names its product B-box domain protein 30. Gene Ontology annotation, molecular function: zinc ion binding. Bases 50 to 400 code for a protein of 116 amino acids. NCBI's taxonomy places the organism in Eukaryota, Viridiplantae, Streptophyta, Magnoliopsida, Brassicales, Brassicaceae. The record is from RefSeq and is a predicted model, not a curated record. The transcript has a single exon.